AUGAAGGAAGAAACUAAAGAGAUACCAACUGACAAGUUGGAUAAUAAAGAUAAUGAAGUCAAGAAUGAAAACCCUGCAAAGAAAUACUCGGUCAAGUUUAAAAGAUCAAGGUCAACAAGAGCUUGUGAAGUUUGUCAUAGUCGGAAAGUUAGAUGUGAUGCUAUGAUUCAUAUACCGUGUACAAAUUGUUUAACAUUUGGUUGUGAAUGUAAAUUCCCAGAACCUAAAGUAAGGAAGAAUGCUAAAAAGAAUAAAAAUGAUCCAAAGCAAAAUGUGAAUAAUCAAUCAAUAUCUACCCCUUUUAAUGCUCAACUUUCUUCUUCAUCUUCAAAUUCAAUUCCGUUAAAUAAACAAGAUCAACAUCAUCAACAACCCCAACAAUCAGUUGAUUCACAACAACAAUCAACUCCACAAUCAUCUAAAAAGAAGAAUGAACCUGUUGUUGCAGUCUCUGCUCAAACUGCAAAGAUUGAUCAAGCCAAAUUUUCUCAAAAAAUGGCUUCAGUUUCAUUUAUUGGUACUUCAUCUGCUGCUAAUUUAUUAUCAGAUCAUUCAUAUACUUCAUCUCAUAGAAUAGUUCGUGAUGAAUUCGUACCUCCAGAAUUAAAACAAGUCAUAGAUAUGACAAGAAUUGGUCUUGAUACUGUUCAAAUGGAAAUUUUAAAAGUUCGUGGUGCUUUUUUAUUACCUGAAAAACAAUUAUGUGAUGAUUUAAUAAAUACUUUUUUCAAAAAAGUUUGGCCAUCAGAACCUGUUAUUGAUAAAGAUGAAUUUAUGAAAAGUUAUAAAGAUGGUUCAAUUUCUAUAUUAUUAUUACAAGCUACGCUAUUAUCUGCUUCAAGAGUCUCAGGGAAUCCAAGUCUUUAUGAUUCUGAAGGUUCAAAUUAUUUAGCAAGUUGUACUUUUUAUCAACGUGCUAAAGCUCUUUAUGAUGCAAAUUAUGAAAGAGAUCCAUUAACUCUUGUUCAAUCACUUUCUCUAUUAACAAAAUUUUGGGAAGGUUUAGAUGAUAUUUUGGGUAAUAGUUAUUAUUGGACUCGUAUUGCUAUUGCCGUGGCUCAUGGUUAUGGAUUCCAUAGAUCUUUAAAUGAAGCUGUAUUAAGUGAUCGUGAAAAAAAUACUUGGAAAGUUUUAUGGUGGAAUUUAUAUAUUAAAGAUAUAUCAACUUCAGUUGCUUUUGGAAGACCAAAUGUUAUUCAUUUAGAAGAUUGUGAUGUUGAAAUGGUUAAAUUAGAAGAUUUUGAUCAUAAUUUACCUUAUGAAGAUGCUGAAUCUUUUAUUCAAUUGAUUAAAUUAUCAGAAAUUAUGUCAAUUGUAUUACAAGAACAAUAUAGUGCUAAAGCUGAAAGAUUAAGACAUCGUGAAAAUUGGGUUAUUACUCAUUGUGAUAUGCUAAUGAGUUCUUGGAGAAAUAAUUUACCAUCAGAAUUACAAUAUUCACCAACUAAAAAAUUUAGUUUAAAUGUAAAUUGUUUAAAUUUAUAUUAUUAUAGUGCAGUUUGUCUUGUUCAUCGUUCAAAUAUGGUUAGAACUGCAACUUUACAUGGGAAAUCUUAUCCUUCAGAAGGGAUUGUUUUCCAAGCUUCAAGAAUUAUUGCUGAUAUAAGUGCUAAAAUGUUAAAAUAUAAUCAAGUUAGAUAUGCAGGUUCAUUAAUCAUUCCAACUUUAUUUAUUGCUUCUAUGACUUUUAUAUGUCAUUUAGAAUCUCCAAACAAGACAAUUGCAAGAACUGCAAGAUUAGGAUAUGAAGUUUUAUUUAAAUCUCUUGAAGAAAUUGGUAAAAAUUAUUUAAUUGCAGUUGUAAUUGCUCAUAAUAUUAAAAUGUUGGCAAAUGAUAAUAAAGCAAGACAAAAUUUAUUAGGUCAUUUAGCUAAAAGAAAUAUUAAUGAUGAAAAACCAAGAGAAUUAAGUAAUGUUCAAAUUAAUCCAAAUGAUUUCCCUGUUAAACCUUUAAAUUCUGAUGCUGAUCAUCAUCAAAUUCCACCUCAACAACAGCAACAACCAAUCCAUCCCCAAGCAAUUCAACAACAAAAUCAAUCUUUAAAUUAUCAUCAAUCUGAAUUUAAAUAUCCAUCUGGUGGUACUCCAGUAACAACACCUGGUACACAACCUCAAUCAACUUUCCAAACACCAAAUAAUGGAGGUCCAAAUGGUAAUGGUAAUUUAGAAUUCCCAGAUUUAUAUCUAUUUACAAAUACAUUACCAUCAAGUUCAUGGAAUAAUUUUAAUCCAUCAGAAUUAUUCCCAAAUCCAAAAGAUCUUCAUGUUAACACAUCAGGAACAUCUCAUUCAACUCACCAUCACCAUCAUCAUCAUCAACAACAACAACAACAACAGAAUGCUACAACUGCUACACCAUCUAAUCUUCAUCAUCAAACUCCACAUCAGGCAAGAACUGAUUCUUCAUCAGGUUCUUUACCAAACAGAUCACCAACUGAUUUAUUUGAUGAUGUUAAUGUUGAUGGAUUUGAUCCAAAUGGGUUUGAUUUUAAUUUACCAGAAUUUGAUUUCCAAAAUUUUAAUAAUUCAAUUUCUUUACAAAAUAUUGCUUCAAUUAAUGAUUUUUUUAAUCCAAAUACUCCAAGUGCUACUGGUGGUAAUCAAAGUACAAAUCAAAGUCCUGGUAAUACUAAUUUCCAAUGA
Molecule: messenger RNA, 2643 nt
Organism: Hansenula ciferrii
Lineage: Eukaryota; Fungi; Ascomycota; Saccharomycetes; Phaffomycetales; Wickerhamomycetaceae
Product: Cutinase transcription factor 1 alpha
Exons: 1
Coding region: 1-2643 (880 amino acids)
Biological process (GO): DNA-templated transcription; regulation of DNA-templated transcription
Molecular function (GO): DNA-binding transcription factor activity, RNA polymerase II-specific; zinc ion binding; DNA binding
Source: RefSeq, a predicted model, not a curated record